Strongylus vulgaris is the source of this 122-nucleotide messenger RNA. Lineage: Eukaryota; Metazoa; Nematoda; Chromadorea; Rhabditida; Strongylidae. The record is from the annotation of a GenBank genome assembly.
AUGUUCCAAAUGUCAAUCAUAGCAAAUGUUUUGCAGUACUACGACGAUGAAAUUCUCGACACUUUCAAUAACGACGAAAUGCCGUCAUCUGAAGAGGAACUCGAGGAAAAGGUACACUAAUU